GUCUGCGGUGCGGAGGGACCUGUGUGCGCCGCGCUCCCCUUGUUCCGGAUACACACUUCGCCGCGGUGCGCUCUCUCUGCUCCGUGCUCGUUCGUGUGUGUGUGGCGGUGGGUGCCGUCGCUGUUGUGCGAGCGUGUUUGGGCCGAACGAGCGUGAGUGCCUUUGCGCCCGGCGCCGCCGGCGGCGUCCGACGACGACAAACGCCUCUUCGGAAACUGGAUAUCCCGAGUAGCGCGCCGCGACCAGAUAGAUCCUUGAGUGCCGCCCGGGGAUCGCACUGCUUGUGUGUGUGUGUUUGUGUGCGCGCGCGCGAGUGCCUGGGUGCCCCUCCGGCGGCCCGCUGGAAGCAGCUCCGAGUGGAUGCGCGCCUGGAAACUUGGCGCUUUCUGAGUGACCCAGCGACCCAUUGCUGAGGUGUGCAUGUGGUGGUUAGUGCGGACCCGCGUUGCCGGACUGAGGAUGUACAGUGCGAGGCUCACGCUGGGAUAAUCUUUCUGUAGGUUCCUGUUCAGCGAGCGUGGUACAGGUGAGGCGUCGACAGUAUAGCUCGUCGUCCUCGUCGCCGUCAGCUCGACACCUUGUGACUUUGGUGUUCCGGCUCUCGGAGCCAGAAUUCUACCGUAAGCCAGUGAUGUGAACGCGUCGAGAGAACCCCGUGGCCCACUGCUACGCAAGUAACCGACGCUGCCUAAGUCGGACCGGUGAUUCACGAUUCUACCAGUGUCCCCAGCGCCGCCGUAGUGACUCGUCUCCAUCGAGCAAUCCCGUCAUGUGAGAAGAGCCCGUCGCGACUUCCCGUCCGGGGCUACGCACAAAAACCGCAACCACGGCGGGCUUUCGAUUCACCAUGGAGCUCUUCCCGGUGCUCUGGCUGGCUGUAUCGGCCACGGCUCCCGUGCUGAUAGUGCUGUGCCUAUGGGUGGCCUACGUGUUCCACACGUACCGCCGCAAGUGGAGGACCGUCGACCUGUUCCUGCUGUCCGUCUGCUGCCAGGACCUGGUCACCGCGCUCUUCUGCUUUGGCUUCUCGGUGCUGCGACUCAUUGGACCCAAGAUGGCCGCCGCCCCGUGCGGGUUCGUGCUGUGGGGACUGGCGGCGAGCCGCACCUUCCAGCUCACGACGCUAGCAUCCGCGGUAGGAGACCGGCUGCUGACGAUUCGCUGGCCGUACCGGUACCGCUUCAGUGUGCGUCGCAACCAGAUCCGGUACCACGUGGCCGUGCUCGCCGUCAUCGGCGUCCUGAUCGGCGUUGCGUCCGCGUUCGCCCGCUCCUCGGAGUCCAUGCUGGAGUGCUCGUUGCACCCGCAGCUCUGGGACAGCCGGUACACGCUGUUCGUGCUCGUCCUCUACGGGAUGCUCAUGGCGUGCAGCAUCGGCAUGAGCGUCGCCAUGGAAGUGCAGCGAUGGCAGCUGGGCCGCAAGGCGCGCCUCCAGCAGCUGCGCACCGCAACGCCGGAGUACGGAACGACUAGCACCGGGAGCAGCGUCAGCUCGUCCAGUUCGAAGCCCCUGCACGUGCUUGGAAGACAGACGUCCAGGAGGCCGUACAGCCCGCAGGUUCUAUGUGAGGCCGGAGUGUCCGAGUAUCGCUGGACGGUCGUCGCCGUGGUUACGUUGCUGUCCUUCGCCGUCAACCAUCUGCCCUUCCUGGUGAUGGUUGUGCUGGGCGCGUACAUCGACGGCUUCUGGAGCCCCUGGCACGACAUGGCCGUCGUGUGGCUGCGGCUGGCGCAGGGAUUCCUGUUCCCCCUCGUGCUGUGCGUCACGGACCGCCACCACUGGUCGGCGCUCAAGAAGACCCUGCAGCGACGGUCGGCGUCGGCAGACUUCACCGGGGGUGACGAGAACCGGUACCGGCUGUAUACCGGCGACGCCAAGAGCUACAUCAAGCACCUGGGUCCCGUGGCGCCCAUCGGCAUCGUCACAAACUACAAGCGUUCGUCGACCAACUAUGGCCGCGUGUCCAAGACCCGUCCGGGCCGCUCCAGCUCUUCGAGGGGCAGCGACCGGCCCCGGAUUCCGGGUCUGCCGCCGCCCAAUUACCUGGUGCAGGGCAUCUACAACGUCGACUGCAUGCUCGACAAGGCGGCGUACCUGCGAAGCUGCGCCGUCCAGAUGCAGCAUCAGCAGCACUUACAACAGCAGCACCUGCAGCAGCAGCAGCAGCAACUGCACGCACCCGGCAGUCCGGGGUCUCCGCUAAAGCGGCCCCUGGAAGACGCCGGAAGCUGCUGCUCCAUCGACUCGGCGGUCAAGGUGCACAUCCCGGCCGUCGACUACGACUCCGAGAAGUCGCGGCCCGACGAGAACGAGCGACGCCACCAGGCGGCAGUCUUGACGCCGCAGGACCUGCCGGCGUGGAUACAGCAGGCCCAGGAGGAGGACCACAUCUACGCGACGCUGUCGGACACGCUCAGUCUCAGGUCCACCGUUGCCGGAGAGAGCUGUGCCACGCUCAGUGCUCCCGAGGAGGAAUCCGACUCGGAUGACGCCGGCUCGUUCACGACGGACGCCAACGACGACUUCGAGUUUCACGACACCCGGCCUUGCGGCGGCGAGGUGCGCAUGCGGCCUUCGACCGGCUCGGACGUCGCAUACGCCACGUACGGCGUGGUCCAACACCACCAUUCGACCGAGGAUGGCGGCGGUUACGGCCGCAUCCAGAAGCCCGCCGACCCGCCCCCGUACCAGGAGUCAUGCAGUAUCGCCGGCUCUCGUAACGCCUCGUACUCUAUGAACGACCUCGACCUCAUCGACAAGAUGGAGGACGGCGACGACGACCAGACGGAAGAUGGAUUCCGUGCGCCGUGGCGACAACCCAGGAGCGAGUCCCUCAUGUCACUGUACAAUCCGCCCGCCGAACAGGAACCCCAAGUCGUGGCCGAGGAUGUCCUGGUCAAGGAUCCAGCGGUUACGAGCGACCCUUACAGUCUGGGACAGAAGGUCAUGGAGGCCAUCAUGAAGAACGGACGCUCGUCAUUCGUCAUCCGCCGAAACUACGUGCGCAAGGCCAAGAAGAGGAUUGGCCUCAAGAAGCACAAGCUUGUUUUCGAUUGCGAAGGCAUCGACGACGGAUUCAUGGCCGUUCGUAGGUUCCCUUUCCAGCAGUCCCGGCUGGGCGGCAUCAACGCCAUCCGCAGGAUCGGCAGCCCCACGAGCCAAUGGCACGUUCCCGCGGGACCUGCCGGGAGGCUGACGGUCAUCUCCGAGUUCAUCUAGGUGUACAUAUGUAAUGACGAAGGUCUCUUUUGGGACCUUUGAAGAAAGACGAGCGGUGAAGCUGCGACCGAUCAUGUACAUAGCGCUGCUCUUGUGUCUGUCGAAGAAGUGUCAAACACGCCGCCCCCCCCCCCCCCCCCUGCACUCCACGAAACGACGUGCGCUUCAGCACUUCAGCGCUCCCUGAUGGAUGAUCGAAAGCAUUGGCAGAUCGACAACCUUAGGAUAUUGCGAUAGAGACAUAUCCUUGCGCCACAACUUGGAGGACGUGAGAACUGACGUCUUCUAGAAAGGCUAGAAACACCUUCAGAUGGAAGUCAAAGGUAGCGAUCAGGCUCAAGUCCGUUAGCUAUAGGGACCAGAAGCAGCAUUGCGUAGUGUUAGCGCACUCCCUUGUGUGAACUACGAGCCUAAUGUAGGCGCGAUCGAACUACGUUGGCCAUGACAUUGAACGAAGUUCCUUGUAAAUCGUCCUUUCCAGGUCUUUUCCGUACAUUACAGUCAUCCUCUCUCCAAGGCUACGUUAAAUCUUGCGUCAACCAGAUUGAACUUCACUGCUUAUUGCAGUAAUGGGUUGCGCAAGAUGCUAACAUUUCCACGUAGUUCCACCAGAGAUGCAUAUUGUGAAGAGAGUGAAACAACAGACACUUUUUCGUAGAGAAACUGCGUAUAUUUUUGUUUUCCUUGACUAACCUGCCACACAAUCCCUCGUUUCAAACAGCUUUCGUGUGCAGUUUUAUUGAAAUGCGAAGUGCCUUAUAUUGCACGAGAAACUUGUGAUGAUUGCGCUCCACAAUUUCUCACUGGUAGCAAAGUUUAGGUCACAUGUCCACAGUUUCAAGUACGGACACACUACACUACCAGGAAACACAAGUUUUCGUGCGCUGUCUUGAAGGCUUUUUCGGUUGCGGCACCAACGAUUUGAGGAGCUUUGCCCAUUGCAGAAUCCUUGCCAAGAAGCAAAUUGCACGGACCCUUCCUUGAUGUACUCUAGUUUUAUAAAUCUACACCUUCUAGAUCCUUUCAGUUCACCGUUCAUACGUCACACAUGGAUCUGAUGGCUAUGAUGGCAUGACAAAGAACUGUGUUUCACUGAAUAUUGAGCGCAUUAUAAAAAGCCAAAACGAGCGUUUCAGGGGGCAGCUACACCUAUAGAGAUGUCCAUUAAUAACAAACCGAGUCGCAUUUCGAUAUGCCAUGUAGAGGACGUUAAUAAGUGUCCUUGAUUGCGCCAAACGUAAGAAGAAUAAGGGGUGUUCGCUCGUGUUAGGCCGCGCAUGCGUUGUAUCUGCCGUUUUGUUCGCGCUGCUGACAGAACCUCUCGUCGAGGCAGUUACUGCCGCAUGAAUCGUGUUAUUAUUUUUUCUUUGUAAAUCCGCUCGAUACACCGUGGCGAGCAGCAACUAAAUGCAAAAAAAAAGUUCUUUGAGCUCGUAUCUUGUGUAACCGGGAAAGAAAAAAAAACGUUUCUUGCUUCCUACGAGUAACAAAUUCAGCCAUCACUGUAAAUACACACAUCGUUACCUGAACAGAGCACACGCUCUGACGCCAUUUACUCAUUGCCACUCAGUGCCUGUAUGGGAAUGUACGGCAAAGGCACAUGGGCACUCUCGUGCCUAUAGUAUGAAAUCGUGCCUUACGUACGCUAGUAACCAAUCACUUGCAACGCGUUCGUUUCUGGUAUAUUGUAUAAUAUGCGCGCGUUUCUGGGACUGCGCACCAGAGCGUUAGAACUAUGGCCUUACUGGCCCGCUGAAGAAAUGACGUCAUUGGACUGUACUGACCUGCUUUUGGUUGCCACUGCGCGAGGAAUAGUACAACCAAGUGACAUCACGCACAAUUAACGUCACCGCCAAACUGCCUUGAUAACCGUAAAGGUGGAUGUUAACAAAAGCGAAUCGCGCUGUCUGUUCUUUCCUGGAACGAAUGCUAGGUGAUCGUGCCUGACAGUGAAUGUGACCGUCGCGACAGCGAAGUAUUCGUUUCGCGAGCGCUUACGACGUCUCGCGUCUAAUAAACGUUCAGCUCGUGCCUUUGACUAUGCCAUAGAAACGAGUUUGAUCAGUGAGCCUCUCGUAUACUGAGUCGACCCGUGGCAGUCCGUUGACCAGCGAUAUGUUCCCCGCCUGCCACUCAAUGCCGCUGAUAUUGGCAGCCCAUCCACCCUCUACAGGUCUGCGGCUGUCGCGAGGGCCCCGGGAAGCAACACGCAUGUGACAUCCCCGAGAGAAACGCAACGCGUGGCAUCUGCACUAUCACUUAACACGGAUCAUCAUUCACCUCUGAGGUGGGUAAACUUAUCGAAAGGGUUCUCAGAAAGAUUCGGUCGUCCACCUUCUACUUGCUACUAACUUCGAGUUCGUCUUCCUUGACAGCCGAGCACCGUGAACGUCAACAUGUUUCUUUUAUUUUUAUUUCUCCAAAAAAAAAAGAAAAAAUCAGGAAAAACAUACCCUGCCGUUCGCCCCACGAAGUGGUCGUGUGCCGUAGCGUCGUGCCGUCAGCUAGAGGAAGCCAGACGCACCCGCGAUGACGGGUUGAUUGAACCGGCAUAGGAAAGGGCGGGCGUGUAGUUCCCCGUCGCUUCGCCGUGCGUCCAACGUGUUCACGGACGACUGCCUCGCGCCCCCGAACAAUGGUAUGCACGAGUGCUCGCCCCCCCCCCCCCCUCUGUGUUUUGUGCGUUCAUCUCCGCGAUUGCCAGUAACCUCCUCCCCCCACCCCCUCCACCUUCCACCCUCUGUGACUGCGCUAACGAACUGCCUGUAGGACUACAUCUAUCCUUCUCUCUCAAACACCACCGACACCCCUGUGCCUCGUGACCCAAACGCGGGUGCCUGUGUGCAGCGGAGACGACAAACGGAAGUCAGCGAGAUUCGACAGCACAUCACGUCACCGAGGAGUUGACGUGACGCCUUCGACCAGACGACGACGAUACCUGUUGGCAUGAAUUUCUAAUAUAUUCUUCCGUUGCUGGUUGUCUUCGUGCUUCCUGUAUAGGCGACGAUGGUUGCGUCUUCGAUGACACUUGUUGCUGUUUGUAGUUCUCUUUUUUUUUUUUCACUACCUUUCCAGUGCACCCGAGAUGCACGGGUGUUAUGGGUGUGCGUUUGUGCAGUGCGAGAUGAUUGACAAUGUCGUCGUUUGCGGAGUCCCCUCUGUGAGCCUUGAGAAGCCAGCCGUCGACGAAGACACACUCACACAUUGUUGCCGAGACGACGAAUAAAUGCGAUUACGUGUGAGCA
Dermacentor andersoni is the source of this 6465-nucleotide messenger RNA. RefSeq lists its product as uncharacterized. Lineage: Eukaryota; Metazoa; Arthropoda; Arachnida; Ixodida; Ixodidae. Gene Ontology annotation, cellular component: plasma membrane. Gene Ontology annotation, biological process: G protein-coupled receptor signaling pathway. The record is from RefSeq and is a predicted model, not a curated record. Gene Ontology annotation, molecular function: G protein-coupled receptor activity.